Messenger RNA from Setaria italica (foxtail millet), 1300 nucleotides. Its product is annotated as RRP15-like protein. Bases 105 to 1091 code for a protein of 328 amino acids. The record is from RefSeq and is a predicted model, not a curated record. The transcript has 8 exons. Lineage: Eukaryota; Viridiplantae; Streptophyta; Magnoliopsida; Poales; Poaceae. Gene Ontology annotation, biological process: maturation of 5.8S rRNA; maturation of LSU-rRNA. Gene Ontology annotation, cellular component: preribosome, large subunit precursor.
AUUCCAGCGCGAGGGGAGAAAAAAGAGGAGAGGACGCAGCAGCGCCGCCGCCGUCGCACCACUCCGCAACAGCUCCUCAACCCUAAACCCUAGCGGCUCCGGCCAUGGCCGCCGCGUCACAGGCCGUAUCAGCACCUCCGUCCGCCGCCGCCCCCGCCCCGAACCCCGGCAAGCGCAAGACGCGGGCCAAGGGCAAGGGCAACAAGAACAAGGCGAAGAAGAAGCUCGCGCGCUCCGGCCAGGAUGACUCCAUCCACCGCCGCCGCAACAAGCCCAGCGCCAAGUUCCUCAAGCUUCUCCGGAAGCGGGCCCGCGACUACAACUCCGACGACGACGAGGAAGACGACGACCGGCAGCAGGAGCACCAGCCGAACCCACGCCGCCGCCGCCGUGACGAGGAGGAGGAGGAGGAGGAGGAGGAGGAUGAGGCCCUCUCCCACUCCGACCAGGAGGAGGAGGACGAGGAAGAAGAGGGUGUCUCCACCUCUGCCACCACCAGGUUCGAGCAAGGCUGCAGGGCGUUCCGCGUAGCCUUCCUCAAGAUCAUGGCCAAAAAGCUCCCUGACGAUCCCCUGGGUCCAAUUCUGUCAGCGCACAAGAAGUUGGUCGCCACCAAGUUGGCCGAAGAGUUAGAGGAGCACAAGCCCAAGGGGGAGGCUAGAAAGGAGAAGCGAAUGGCAGCAGAGAAGGGCCAUGUCAUACCUGAAGAUCACUUGGACAGCAAAGAGAAGGAACUCAUCAAGGUUGCUACGAAGGGGGUUGUCAGGCUGUUCAAUGCGGUGAGCAAGGCACAGAAGCCUCGGAAAGAUUUGAACCCAUCAAGAACUAAAGAUGCCAAAGUUUUAGCAAAAGAAAGGAAAAACACCUUCCUCGCGGAAUUGGAGAUGCCAUCACAUCAAGAUAAAAAGAGCCAGGCACCUUCAAAUUUCUCUAAGCGUACUGGCAAAGAUGAAGAUGAGCCAGCAUGGGCACCCUUGCGUGACACAUACAUGCUUGGUUCUAAAUUAAAGGACUGGGAUAAAAUGAAGGAUUCUGCUGCAGCGAGUGGGCAAGCAGAGGUUCCUUUAGGCGACUCUUCAGACGAGGAAUAGGAAUACAAUCUGUUUAGUCGAAGCCAAACUAGAGAUUGAUUAUGUUGAUGUAUUCCGUGCUCAUUGCUUGUAAAGCGAGUUGAGAUGGGUUCUGGAUGUUCAAAUUAUCAAAUUCGGACGCCCUCUCCUUUUUAUGCCUUGCAUUAGCACUAAAUAUAUAGUAUACCUUGACUAUAUGAGUACUCCAUAGAUGCAUUUGUUUGGACGUU